UUGGAGUUUGGAAUAACGACCAAUUAUAAUUUAUUCUCUACUCUCUAGUGAAACGAACAAAUUGAUAAACUGACCACUGACGGGAUUUCCAUUUUCCAUCGGAGACCGGAGUGUCUUGCUUUAUACGUAAAACUGUAAAAGUGUUAAACUCUUAAACGUUGCUUACUGCAUUUUGAACAUUUAUACUUCAUUGCCGUAGCCAAAGAGUCUACAGGCGUUUCUGUAGGUAAGUAUUCAAGAUAACAAAAUCAUAACCAUGAACACGGACGAGUUAUUCGAAUUUGACGCACCCAAGACGUUCGUCAACCUAUACGAGAUUGCAAACGCCAAUUACGACGGUGCAGACAGAAUUUUUGAUUAUGUUGAAAAAAUGGAAGGUGCUAAAUCUGAACCAAAUUUGGGGAUUGUCAAAAAACCAACAGUGAAUGACAAUGAUGUUCCAGAGGAAAAUAAAGAAAAUUAUUCACCUGAUCAGUUUGAUGAUCGAAAUAUCAAUUCAUUGGCUCAUCAGUUAAUUCGUUCUGCAAAGAAGUCAAGAUCAUCAAAAUUACAUAAUAGACACUCAAUUACUGUGGAAGGAAUUGAACUAGAGUUGCCGCGGAUCAAACAUCAUGCCAUGAUUACCAGACUAGAUGAAUUGGAAAGCACACCUAAAUUAGAUUUGCGUACUCGUUCUGUUGUUAAAUCUGAGUACAAAUAUGAACACAUUAAAUCAGGUUCGCAAGAUAAUCUUAUAUUAGAUAAAAGUUCAAAAAAAUUCAUGAGUAUUGCUGAAAAAGUCAGGAAUUUCUUCAACAACACACCGCCUAGGUUUCAUUCUAAACCCACUGUCUCAGCUGGUUCAAAGGUUUUCAAAUCUAGAAGUCUUUUCCCUGGUGCUUUCGAGCCAAGUAUUAGCUCAAAUAACACUAAUAACAUUAUAGAAAAUAAACCAACACCACAGGGAAGUACUGAAAAUAAACAGAUUUCUAAUAACCUAAACAUAAAUAUUCCUUCAAGCAGUAUCAAAGUGCCAAACAAAGCUCAAAAAAUAAAAGUUCUCAACUCUCAAGGUGGAGUUCAGGUGGUUGAAAACAAAGAACUUGCUCAUGGUGGUAUUAGAGUUCUUGAAAAACAAUUGCAUACUAUUCCAAAACCAUUUAGUUUUGAAUCUCGUAAAUCUGUUGCUGUUAAACCUCAAAGUGUGAAAGGUGCAGAGCAACAGUGGUCAUUUAAAGCCCGUCCUGCUACAGUCUUAAAAAAAAAACCAUUUGUUCCAAAGCAUGAAAAAAAAUAUACUGAACCAAAAAAUAUACGUUUAAAUACUGAAAGACGUGCUCAAGAAUGGAUGGUUUUUGAACUUGAAAUAAAGGAGAAGUUUUCACAGUACGAAGAAAAUACAAGAAUGAGACAAGAAGAAAUGAAAAGAAAAGAAAUGGAUUUGAUCAAAAAUAUGCGACAACAAACUAUUCAUAAACCAGAACCUAUCAAAAAAUAUAAGCCAGUGUUAAUAAGAAAAUCUGGAAGACCUAUUACUGUACCACAAAGCCCAAGGUUUUCAAUCCGUCCAAAUAGAAAUUGUUUAAAUUCCAUAAGUGAACAACUUUAAAUAUUGAUACCGUGAAGAAUUAAACAUGAAUAUCAAUAUUUACUUAUAUAUUAUACAAUUUUUUUUUAUCAUAAAUAUGUUUUUAAAAUUCUUUAAUCUUUUUAUUUCAUAGUAAAAACUAGUUAGACAAAUAUAUUGUAAAUAUCAAAUGUAUUGAUUAUAUUGACUGGGAAUAUCAAAAUGAAUAAGUGGAAAAAUUUAGCUUUUAAUAAAACAUUUAAACAAGAAAGGUAUAAUGAAUAUUGUUUAGUUUAAGUUGUCUUCUGUGUUUUACAAAAUUGUAUUAAAAUUUCUAUUUAAGCUUUUUAAUGAUGUAUGACAUAUCUCUUUUAAUAAAUUAGCACUUAUUUUGUACUUUA
Molecule: messenger RNA, 1947 nt
Organism: Metopolophium dirhodum (rose-grain aphid)
Lineage: Eukaryota; Metazoa; Arthropoda; Insecta; Hemiptera; Aphididae
Product: targeting protein for Xklp2-like
Exons: 9
Coding region: 257-1588 (443 amino acids)
Source: RefSeq, a predicted model, not a curated record